Molecule: messenger RNA, 972 nt
Organism: Hyaloperonospora brassicae
Lineage: Eukaryota; Oomycota; Peronosporomycetes; Peronosporales; Peronosporaceae
Source: the annotation of a GenBank genome assembly
AUGCGCUUGCUCAGGUAUGUACUCACGGCCUUGGCGUUCUUUGUUGCAGAAACUGCUGGGUCAGCAAACACUGUCGGAUUUCAGGCCAAGGUUGCUGCCCGCACCACGUCCCCAGCUCUCUCUCGCACGAAUGAGACCCUGUCCUUUGCGUCAAGUGUUGGUAAACACCACGACCGUCCUGUGUUCGACAUCAACGACGAAGACCAGAACGAGGAGGAGAGGGCCAUGCCGUUCGCAAGUCACUUCGAAUCAAUCCUAAAGUGGUUCAGGAGCUUCUUUGAUGGAACCAAGACUAAAACGCUCGUCGGAAAUGUCGUUGGGCGCAUGACGGCGGAGCAGAUCGUCGACAGAAGAAAAGUCGUCAAGAUGGAUGAGUUUGUGCAGCUGCUAGCUAAGGAAUUCCAAGUUCCGAACCGCCGUUGGAAUUACGCUAAGGUGGUCGACUCCUUAACGACCACAGGCGUACCUUCCAGUGUCAACCAACCCCAUGUGGAGUAUGAAGAUCUGAUAACAGCUUUUGUUUCGCUUCGAAAACUUCGUCACAUGGGGGUUCACGCUGACCGCAUGCAUGCGGCUUUAGUUGAGAAGAUGGGACAUAACUUACCGGAGAGGUUAUAUGCCCAGUGGAUCAAGCUGGGUUUAACUCCCGAUGAAGCUCUCGAGAUCGUUUUGACUGGGCAUGAAGCAAAGUUUUCACUAUUCCGUAGGUAUUACCACGGUGUGGAUGCUAUCGUGCACGACGUUAUGCGUCCGGUCAACGUGGUGUACAACUACGUCGAAGCAUACCGGCUUGGACACAGGUACAGCGAGGACGCCGAGACGAAGCUGUACAAAGUCGUCACGGACACGCUGAAGAAGCGAGGUGCCCAUCGUUCGGCUGGAAAAACUGGACAUGGACAUGACGCGGAACCGUUACAUGAUUUUGGGGAUAUGACGAUGGAUGGAGCCGGAUUUGGUGACUUUGGAAUGUGA